Molecule: messenger RNA, 809 nt
Organism: Aspergillus aculeatinus CBS 121060
Lineage: Eukaryota; Fungi; Ascomycota; Eurotiomycetes; Eurotiales; Aspergillaceae
Product: 60S ribosomal protein uL2
Exons: 4
Coding region: 12-776 (254 amino acids)
Biological process (GO): cytoplasmic translation
Cellular component (GO): ribosome; cytosolic large ribosomal subunit
Molecular function (GO): RNA binding; structural constituent of ribosome
Source: RefSeq, a predicted model, not a curated record
AGAAAGUCGCCAUGGGUCGUGUGAUCCGCAACCAGAGGAAGGGUCGUGGAAGCAUUUUCACGGCCAACACCCGUCUCAACAAGGCCCCUGCCCAGUUCCGUGUCCUCGACUACGCUGAGCGUCAUGGAUACACUCGUGGUGUUGUGAAGGAGAUCAUCCACGACCCCGGCCGUGGUGCUCCUCUCGCCAAGGUCCAGUUCCGUCACCCCUACAAGUUCAAGCACGUUACCGAGACCUUUAUUGCCAACGAGGGCAUGUACACCGGUCAAUUCAUCUACGCCGGAAAGAACGCCACCCUGACUGUCGGCAACAUCCUCCCCCUCGCCUCCGUUCCUGAGGGUACCGUUAUCACCAACGUUGAGGAGAAGGCUGGCGACCGUGGUGCUCUUGGUCGUACCUCCGGUAACUACGUUACCGUCAUUGGACACAACCCUGAGGAGGGCAAGACCCGUGUCAAGCUCCCCUCCGGUGCCAAGAAGGUCAUCAAGAACACCGCCCGUGGUAUGGUUGGUAUCGUCGCUGGUGGUGGUCGUACCGACAAGCCUUUGCUCAAGGCUUCUCGUGCCAAGCACAAGUUCGCUGUCAAGCGCAACUCUUGGCCCAAGACUCGUGGUGUUGCCAUGAACCCCGUCGAUCACCCUCACGGUGGUGGUAACCACCAGCACAUCGGUAAGGCUUCUACCAUCUCCCGCUACGCCGCCCACGGUCAAAAAGCCGGUCUCAUUGCUGCCCGGAGAACUGGUCUGCUCCGCGGUACCCAGAAGACCAAGGACUAAGCGGGUUAUGGUGUGGAGUUCUUUUUGUGACGG